AUGGCUGCGUGCGACGUCGCUGCGAUGCAACGCUCUGGCCUCAGGCUUGUGAUCGCUGCUGCGCUGGCUGCUCUCAUGCUCUCAGCCCUCCUCUGCCCUUCCAUCUUGACCAUCUCCUCCACCUCCUCCACCCCUUCCCACCCCUUCCCACCCCUUCCCCCUCUCUUCCCUGGUCGGUGUCUCGCAGCGUGUGCGCCCAGGGCGGCGGAGGCCCUGCGCCUGGCAUGCACGGAUCGCAGCUGCGGCGCCAACGCGAGGUGCCUCAAGAGCGUGGCGGGCUGGGCGGACUGCGUGUGCGACAGGGGCUUUAAGCUGCUGCCCAACGCCUCCUGCGCGCCUCGCCUUCACCCACCAUUCACCUUCACCCACCCUUCACCUUCACCCGCCCUUCACCUUCACCCGCCCUUCACCUUCACCCACCAUUCACCUUCACCCACCCUUCACCUUCACCCGCCCUUCACCUUCACCCACCCUUCACCUUCACCCACCCUUCACCUUCACCCGCCCUUCACCUUCACCCGCCCUUCACCUUCACCCACCCUUCACCUUCACCCACCCUUCACCUUCACCCGCCCUUCACCUUCACCCGCCCUUCACCUUCACCCGCCCUUCACCUUCACCCGCCCUUCACCUUCACCCACCCUUCACCCGCCCUUCACCUUCACCCGCCCUUCACCUUCACCCGCCCUUCACCUUCACCCGCCCUUCACCUUCACCCGCCCUUCACCUUCACCCGCCCUUCACCUUCACCCGCCCUUCACCUUCACCCGCCCUUCACCUUCACCCGCCCUUCACCUUCACCCGCCCUUCACCUUCACCCGCCCUUCACCUUCACCCGCCCUUCACCUUCACCCGCCCUUCACCUUCACCCGCCCUUCACCUUCACCCGCCCUUCACCUUCACCCGCCCUUCACCUUCACCCGCCCUUCACCUUCACCCGCCCUUCACCUUCACCCGCCCUUCACCUUCACCCGCCCUUCACCUUCACCCGCCCUUCACCUUCACCCGCCCUUCACCUUCACCCGCCCUUCACCUUCACCCGCCCUUCACCUUCACCCGCCCUUCACCUUCACCCGCCCUUCACCUUCACCCGCCCUUCACCUUCACCCGCCCUUCACCUUCACCCGCCCUUCACCUUCACCCGCCCUUCACCUUCACCCGCCCUUCACCUUCACCCGCCCUUCACCUUCACCCGCCCUUCACCUUCACCCGCCCUUCACCUUCACCCGCCCUUCACCUUCACCCGCCCUUCACCUUCACCCGCCCUUCACCUUCACCCGCCCUUCACCUUCACCCGCCCUUCACCUUCACCCACCCUUCACCCCUGUGUUGCUUCCCACCUCCGCUGCUGCCCAAUCCAGCGUCCUGCACAUGAACUACUAUCGCCCUUGUUUCCUUGCAUGCUUCACACACGUGCCAUUGCUGCCCCUCGUUUCAAACUUUCCCACUCCAACAAUUUUGUUUUUCUCCUCUCCUGUGCGUACUCUUCUGUCCUCCCUCUCGUGCUGCUGUGUGAACCUGGCAGAGGUGUGCACGAGUGCAGACUGUGGGGAGAACGGGUACUGUGAGGAGGAGCAGGAGGGGGGGCGCACCACCUGUCGCUGCAACACUGGCUUCACCAAGACCGCCGACGGCUGUGUUGGUCAGUGCUGCUUGCUAUCCCGUGCUGCUUGCUAUCCCGUGCUGCUUGCUAUCCCGUGCUGCUUGCUAUCCCGUGCUGCUUGCUAUCCUUGCGUGAAGGACGAGGAGGGGGUGGCGUCGUGUGUGUGUGACGCUGGCUUCACGCUGCAAGACGAUGGCAAGUCGUGCGCUGGUAAGGCUGCUGUGAUGGCAAGUCGUGCGCUGAAUGCGCCCACGCCUGCUGCCAUCGUCCUGCAACCUGCUGCGAGCAACCGCCGCUGGGCUCCAGCCGUCGUCCUGCCACCUGCUGCUAGUAACUGCCGCUGCCCGCGGGGCCAAGAGAAGGACGCCGAGGGCAACUGCGUUGACGCGUGCAAACUGCAGGCAUGCGGUAAGAACGGCCGCUGUGUGAAGGAUGAGGCGGGGAUGGCGUCGUGUGUGUGUGACAUUGGCUUCACGCUGCAAGAUGACGGCAGGACGUGCACGGGGCCGACCACGUGUGGCAACUGCCCGUCCCUGGCCACAUGCACGCUGGUUUCGUCCACCAGAAAGGCUCCUUACUGCACCUGCCCUUCUGGCUUUGGCAUGACCGCCACUGGUUGCGUCCGUGGUAAGUGCCCCAAUGCCGCACCCCAUUCCCCAUGCCGCACCCCAUUCCCCAUGCCGCACCUCAUUCCCCAUGCCGCACCCCAUACCCCAUGCCGCACCCCAUUCCCCAUGCCGCACCCCAUUCCCCAUGCCGCACCCCAUUCCCCAUGCCGCACCCCAUUCCCCAUGCCGCACCCCAUUCCCCAUGUUGUACCCCAUUCCCCAUGCCGCACCCCGUUCCCCAUGCCGCACCCCAUACCCCAUGCCGCACCCCAUACCCCAUGCCGCUCCCCAUUCCCCAUGCCGCACCCCAUUCCCCAUGCCGCACCCCGUUCCCCAUGCCGCACCACAUACCCCAUGCCGCACCACAUACCCCAUGCCGCACCACAUACCCCAUGCCGCACCCCAUACCCAUGCCGCACCCCAUACCCCAUGCCGCACCCCAUACUCCAUGCCGCACCCCAUACCCCAUGCCGCACCCCAUACCCCAUGCCACACCCCAUACCCUGA
Messenger RNA from Closterium sp. NIES-65, 2718 nucleotides. Lineage: Eukaryota; Viridiplantae; Streptophyta; Zygnematophyceae; Desmidiales; Closteriaceae. The record is from the annotation of a GenBank genome assembly.